AUGAGACUGGCCGCCUACACUGGGGCCUCCGUGGCUCUGGCCACCGGUGUGUUCUUGAAGGCCCUCCAUCAGAGGUCGAACGUCUACGCAGCUUGCGUAUAUCUCUCACAGAGUAGCGCGAAUCUCAUGAUUCUCACGAAUUUAUGCCUCAUUAUCACCGGUUUCGUUCUCUUCUGGCUACAGCGACUUCUUUACGGACCCCUGCGGCCGAUUGAAACUGAACAACUCUACGAACGAGCGUGGUUCGCUGUGACCGAAACAUGUUUGGCUAUGACCAUUUUCCGCGGUGAGCUUGGCGGGUGGUUCCUCGUCAUGUUCAUCUCGCUCCUGGUCGGAAAGGUUUGGGGAUGGAUUGGAGAAGGACGGGUGGAAUAUCUCGAGCAGCAACCCCCGGCAAACCCGCGAUUGUUCCAUACGCGACUAGCGAUUUCCCUAGUCCUGUCCGUCCUCUUCAAUGCGUUCAUGCUGCGGUACUGUAUCAAUACCGUGAUCCACCAAGCGCGCCCCGAUAUGAUGGUUAUGUUCGGGUUCGAGUUUGCAAUCCUGACUAUCCUGUCAAGUUCUACCACUGCGCGCUACGGAAUCGCAUUGACGGAGAUCUAUAUCACUCGCCAACAAGUGAAAGCAAAGAUGGCAGAACGCCGAGCAGAGAUUCGCGGGGCACGUUUGGAGGCAAUUAGGGAGCAUGCACGUGCUGGAGAAAGCUCCCCACCAACAAACUUGCCAGAUGAGAAUGAUGUCAACGAGCUCGAGAUCGAUGUCCCUGGGUGGGAAGAGAAAGGCCGAUGGGUCUUCUACCUUGACCUGCUGACCGAUUUCGUCAAGCUCAUGGUUUAUCUUAUCUUCUUUGCUAUCCUCCUGACUUUCUAUGGCCUGCCGAUUCAUAUUCUGCGCGACGUCGUCGUUACAAUCCGCUCUUUUGCUCGCCGGAUCAUGGAUUUCCUUCGUUUCCGCAACGCAACCAGAGACAUGAACGAGAGAUACCCUGAUGCGACUGCCGAAGAGGUCGCCAGAGAAGAAGUCUGCAUCAUUUGUCGCGAAGAAAUGGUUUCUGCUCAGCCUGCCCCCGGUGCUGCCGGAGAAACUCCUGCGCCGCAAGCCGCAGGUGCUCAGCGCGUUCCUGACCGUCUCCGCCCAAAGAAGCUACCUUGUGGUCACAUUCUGCAUUUCUCUUGUCUCAGAAGCUGGCUGGAACGGCAACAGAACUGCCCUACAUGCCGACGCCCGGUGGUUCGUGCAGGUGGUGCUCAGGGAGUGACAGGUGCCAAUGCCAACAAUGCUGGUAAUGGUGCUGGUGGUGUCGCUCCCAAUAUGCCCGGUGGUAAUCAAGCACCAGGACAGCCAGGUGUCGACGGAGCACCCAGAGCCCGCGUCUAUCAAUUCGGUCCUUUCCGAAUCGGCUUCGGUGCUGUGCGUGGGGAUCUUCUUCAGAAUCUUCACCAGCAGGUUCACCAAGGAAACGCACCGCUUCAACCCGCACCAAAUGCGAACCCUCAAGGUGCGCGCCAGAUUGGCUUUGGUUUUGGAUUUGGUCGCCGUCCACCUGUUCCUACUCCUCAGGGACAACCCCAGGGACAACCCCAGGAUCAGCCUCAGUUUGCGCAGCCAUCCAACUUCUUUGACGUUCAUUCUCAACUUCAGCAAAUUGAGCAGCAGAUUGCGCAAGAGAUUAACUCCCUCCGCGCUGUCACGGAGCAUUUCCGACAUGUACAGUCUCUAGCUCAGGGCUUCCGGCCCGUCAAUUCGUCGCGGGGCCCCAACUCCUCCACUCUGACAUCUGGGGACAGCCGGCUACCGGAAGGACUCACUCUCCCAGCGGGCUGGUCCCUCGUUCCACUCCAAUCGACCGAGUCGAAUCUCGAAAACCUGUCUAGUCUCACUCAGAACCUCGUUGAUCCGGAUCUCCCGGAAGAUGCCCUGUCUAGCACUCGGCAACAAGCUGCGCAGACUUCACAGACGCACACAACCCCCGCCACCGUUGUACCUCAAGGGGAUAGCAGCCACCUAGCUCAACCAGCUACAGCACCGAACUCUCAAACUGGGACAUCCACGGCAGAGACAGCGGAACUGGGUUCAUCAAACCCCCUGUCCGACUUGUCCCAGUGUAACGGGACAUCAUCAACAGUCCAUCGUGCGGACUCGCCAUCACAAGAGUGGACAGACGUCCGAUCCGAUCAAGUCCCAGCACCAGGGCCAUCAACGAACCCACCCAACUGGGGCAGCGGUAUGGAAUUUAUAUCGGAACCGGAGAUAGAAAGCACAGAUCAAGGGUCCUUGUCAAAGGGCAAGGGCCGUACAGCCACCGUGGAAGAGGCAGACGAAGACGCCUCGUAG
Molecule: messenger RNA, 2334 nt
Organism: Penicillium argentinense
Lineage: Eukaryota; Fungi; Ascomycota; Eurotiomycetes; Eurotiales; Aspergillaceae
Gene: hrdA
Product: E3 ubiquitin-protein ligase HRD1
Exons: 4
Coding region: 1-2334 (777 amino acids)
Cellular component (GO): cytoplasm
Source: RefSeq, a predicted model, not a curated record